Molecule: messenger RNA, 804 nt
Organism: Pseudomassariella vexata
Lineage: Eukaryota; Fungi; Ascomycota; Sordariomycetes; Amphisphaeriales; Pseudomassariaceae
Product: signal sequence receptor alpha chain
Exons: 3
Coding region: 1-804 (267 amino acids)
Cellular component (GO): endoplasmic reticulum membrane; endoplasmic reticulum
Source: RefSeq, a predicted model, not a curated record
AUGGUUGCCUUCCAGUACUCUGUGCUUGCUAUCCUAGCGCUCCGCGUCGUCUCUGUCUUCGCCCAGGGCGAAUCUCCCCUCGACGAUGAUGCUGGCAGCCCCCCAGCCGCCGAAUUGAUGGCCGAAGUCGUUGCUACCUUCCCUGAUGCAGACAUUUUCGGUGUCAAGUUGGUCAACGGUCGCCCUACGAAGGCAGUUGUGGAUAUCACGAACCAUGAGGCGGACCCGAUCCAGGUUGAAUUUAUGGGCGGAUCGCUGUACACUCUGCAGGACAUCCCUGAGAGCGCUCACCCUUCGAGCGCCAUUGUCCGAAACCUGAGCACCAUCCGUUACGAGGCCACAAUUCCCGCUGGAGAGAAGCAGUCGCUUCCUUACUCCUUCGUACUCGACAUGCAGCCCCAAGACCUCCGUCUACAGAUGAUUGCCGUCAUCACCAACGGCGCCAACCAGAUAUUCCAGAUCCAGGUUUCCAACCAGACUGUCAGCGUUGUUGAGGCUCCUACCAGCGUCUUUGACCCCCAGAUCAUCUUCCUGUACCUCUUCCUCUCUACCGUCUUUGCCGCCACCUGUUACUUUGUAUACAAGACCUACAUCGAGGCCUUCUUCCCCCAGGCCAAGAAGCCUAAGACUGUCAAGAAGGUCAAGACCGUCGAGAAGGAGCCCCUGUCGGGAGGUGAGGGCUCAGCUACCGGUGCUGACAAGGGCUACGAUGAGAGCUGGAUUCCCAUGGAUCACAUCAACCGCCCGACCGCCAAGCGUGUCAAGAGUGGCGCUAGCGCCAAGUCGAAGAAGAUUGUUGAGUAG